This is a messenger RNA of Penicillium vulpinum, 1719 nucleotides long. Its product is annotated as glycoside hydrolase family 71 protein. The record is from RefSeq and is a predicted model, not a curated record. The transcript is spliced from 2 exons. Gene Ontology annotation, biological process: mating projection tip cell wall disassembly. Gene Ontology annotation, molecular function: glucan endo-1,3-alpha-glucosidase activity. NCBI's taxonomy places the organism in Eukaryota, Fungi, Ascomycota, Eurotiomycetes, Eurotiales, Aspergillaceae. Bases 1 to 1719 code for a protein of 572 amino acids.
AUGAAGUGGACAAUACUCUUGAUUCUAUCAUUAUGGCGAGGCGUCUACCACGUCCAAGCAGCGGCCGUGUUCGCCCACUUCAUGGUAUACAACUCAGAGAACUUCACAGUAUACGACUGGGAAAUCAACAUUGCCGAAGCGCAAAAGGCACACAUCGACGCCUUUGCCCUAAACAUCGCAUACAACUUCCCAACAAACAACCGCUCGCUAGCAAACGCAUUCACCGCCGCAAACACCCUAGACUUCCAACUCCUUUUCUCAUUUGACUACGUAGGCAACGGCGCCUGGCCAGAAGGCGAGGUGAUCGGUCUACUCCGAAAAUACGGAAACAACAAAGCCUACUACCAACACAAGGGCAAACCCUUCGUCUCAACCUUCGAAGGGUCCUCCAAUGCCACAGACUGGGGCACCAUCAAAAAGUACACAGACUGCUUCUUCGUCCCUGGGUGGUCCGCCCUAGGCGCGAAGGAAGCCCUCGCCGUAGCCCCAGGCGUCCCAGAUGGACUAUUCUCCUGGGCUGCCUGGCCAGAAGGCCCAGACCCGAUAAACACAUAUGUAGACUCAACAUACAUGCAAUGGCUCAAGGAUACAGGCGACCUGCCGUAUAUGAUGCCCGUCUCGCCGUGGUUCUACACGAACCUCCCGGGAUACGGAAAGAACUGGGUCUGGAAUGGAGAUAACCUAUGGUACGACAGGUGGCAGCAGGUUUUAUCUCUGAAGCCAGAGUUUGUGGAGAUCAUCUCGUGGAACGACUACGGUGAAUCGCACUAUAUCGGCCCGCUACAUGAGGGUGCAUAUGCGACCUUCGACAUCGGUGAUGCGAGCUACAACUAUGCUGCCGGUCACCCCCACGACGGCUGGCGUGAUUUCUUGCCUUUCAUUAUAGAUGUCUACAAGGGUGCCAGGGCGAAUGUUACUACCGAGGGCGUCACUGCUUGGUUCCGUCAGGCGCCUGGGAAUGCUUGUAAGGAUGGUGGAACUACGGGCAACACAAAAACGCAUGGUCAGAAGGAGUUCCCGCCUACGGAUGUCUUGCAAGACGAGGUGUUCUACUCUGCGCUUUUGAGGACUUCCCAGGAUGUGGAAGUGUCGGUUGAUAUUGGGGGGACUGUGCAGGAAGGGAAGUGGAAGAAUAAACCACACGGGCCUAUCGGUCUUUAUCAUGGCAGCGUGCCGUUCGAUGGUAAUACUGGGCAGGUUGUGGUGACCGUGUCUCGUCGGGGAGAGACAAUUGCUGAGAUGAGGGGUGCUUCUAUCUCUGACUCCUGUCUGGAUGAUGUCCAGAACUGGAAUGCCUGGGUUGGUACCGACUUUGCCAAUAAUACGGUUUCACGCCAUCCGCCGCCUUCUCCGACUCCACCUGCAGAUUCUCCGGAUGCAGUUUCUGUUUCUGCAGCUUCGGCUCUUUUGGUGUUGGGGAGGAUUCCGUUUGUGAUUGUGUUUGUGGCUUUGGUUGCUACUAUAGUGGCUGCGACAGCGAUGCCGGUUCAGCAUGAGAGUUUGGCUUUGACUGUGCCGAGCUCGGAAGUUUCUCCAUCGGUAUCUAGUGCUUGUUGCGACGGUCCUAGAAGCCUAUAUAGCUAUGGCACUAGCUAUGGUUUAUACCCAAUCAACGACUACAGUUGCACAGUGACAACAGAUGGUCCAGCUACGCCUUUCAUUUCAACUGGUGCCACAGCUUUCGCAUACGACACAUCUUGGAAUUUGGACUGGUCUUGA